Owenia fusiformis is the source of this 2173-nucleotide messenger RNA. NCBI's taxonomy places the organism in Eukaryota, Metazoa, Annelida, Polychaeta, Sabellida, Oweniidae. The record is from the annotation of a GenBank genome assembly.
AUGAACCCAGAGAACAUAGCCCUGAUUCCCCUUAAUGCUGAGAUUGAAGUCCAGGUGGCUACAGGGUUCAUAGGUCAUCCAAGAGCAGACUUUUACUCCUAUAUGGGUGUUCUCACAGACACACUUUGCCAAAUCAACUUUGACAACAUAAAAGGACAAAAAGAUAUAAUGAUGGUUCGCGACAAGACAUCAGCUCAAGAAAAACUGAACAACAUAGCUCUUCCUACAAGAUCAGAAAACAUCUAUGAAACUCUAGAAUAUGUCAAACUAGAAGGGUUUUCCAAUCCAUAUGAAUUUACCAACCUCAUUCCAUCAUCAGAAUCUGGUUACGUAAUGAAGAUGGCAGCACCAAGCAUUUAUGAAGGUCGCGAUAGUUAUCUCCAUAUUGGUACACCAGUCUCUACAGACAAUGAAAAUGAUGUAACCCAAAUGAAGGCUUUUGUAGAAGAUGAGAAGCCAAAUGUUCCUGAAGCAGCAGAUGAGGUGGGUGAUGAUCAAUCUGAGGAUCCACAUAAAGGAGACAAUCAGAGUGCAAGUGAUGCAAAUAUCUAUGAUAAUUCACUUAAGGCAGAGUCAGCACCUGUGAUGGCUGAACUAACCAAGAAGAUGUUUGGAAUGAGAAAUGAGCAGAAUGUUGCUAUGGUAACAGAGUUGACACAACUGAUUAAGAAACAUGACGAUUCAUUUGAAAAUCUUCCAGAUAUUUCUGUAAAAAGCAGAAGCCCAGGAAUUCCAUUGUCAAACCAGCAAAGUCCUACCAUGGGCCCACAGAGUCCCAACUCAGACCAAAUUAGUUUAACUUCAAACCCUCAAAGUCAUAUUAGGGACCCAAAUAGUCCUUUUAUAGACCAAACUAGAAUCACUCCACAUGGUUCUGACACAACCCAACCAAGUCAGGCCAUAACCCAAUCAAAUCCCAUCAAGGACCAACAAAGUCCCAUGAUAAGCCCACAGGGUUCUAUCAUAGACAAAGCAAGUAAGACCAUAACUCAAUCAAAUCCCAUCAAGGACCAACAAAGUCCCAUGACAAGCCCACAGGGUUCUAUCAUAGACAAACCAAGUCAGACCAUAACCCAAUCAAAUCCCAUCAAGGACCCACAAAGUCCCAUGACAAGCCCACAGGAUUCUAUCAUAAACAAAGCAAGUAAGACCAUAACCCAAUCAAAUCCCAUCAAGGACCAACAAAGUCCCACGACAAGUCCCAUAGACCAGCCAAUUCAAAUUGAAAAUCGAAGGAGUCCUAUCAUGACCCAACAAAGCCUAGACUCAAGCUCGCGCACCCCACCUAAACCAGCCCCAAAACCCAGAGUUUCAAAACAUCAAAGAGCAAGCUGGCCAUUACAACAACAAGCUCCAGUUAUUGUUGAAGAUGAAAGGUCAAGUGCAACUCCAACUGAAGCAUCCCAAGCUAUGCCAGAGACAGAAGAUGUUACAGCAAAUAUCAGACCAGCUGUGAAACCAAAACCUAACUUUAAAAACAAGAAACCAUCAGGUAGAAGCCCGGUAUAUGAAAAUGUUCAAAUACUGAGAUCAACAAAACCUGUCAUUGAAACUGACACGGAACACGACAGAAUCCAGAAAAUGGUUGUAGAAAAUGAGCAGGCCACUGUUCCAUCUGAGAGUCCCUCCGAUGAUGAUUAUCCAGAACUUGUAAAAUCAACCAAUCAAGCUACAGGGCCUCAUCCUGGGAUUCACUUGGAUGACCAACUGCAUCUUGAUGAUGUCCCAAGGGAUCUGUCAUCUUUAAGUCUACAGCAAGUGGGACAAUGUUUACAGCAGCUUAAUCUUGAAAAUUACAUUCAGGUUUUUGCGGAGAAUCUUAUUGAUGGAGACUUCCUGAUGUCUCUAGACCAAAGUUUACUGGAGACAGAAUUCAAAAUGGGCCGAUUAGAAGUACGACGUUUAAUGAAGUUUAUCAAAGAGGGAUGGAGACCUAAAUCUGAUGAUGGCAAUAAACCAUGAAUUUAAAUAACUGUUGCUUAAUUCUGAGUAUUGAACUAUUGAGUCUGCUUUCAGUAUUCAUGUUGAACAUGCAUAAACUCUCAACCAAUAAGCUUAUAAAGUAAAUCCAGUAUAGUACUUGAGUCUGCAUUAUAAUUCAAAUUAGAGUAAUGAUAUCAUGUCUAAUUGCUUUUUGCAUUUUUGUAUGAAUAAAAUAUUGUAAGAUACUUAA